UAUAUAUGUGUUAAUUGGAAUUCUAUUGUAAAAUAUUUGAAUGAUACUCCAGAAACUGUUAAAAUUAAAGGGAAGUUAUUUGUUCCCUUCUUGGCCAAAUAUAUUUUCAUGAUUUCUCAUAAACCUGCCAAAGAAGCUUUUAAUUUUGGUCAAAGAAAUAUGGAUGAUGAAGCAUCAUCCCAACAUGACUGGAAACAAUUUAAUUAA
Molecule: messenger RNA, 207 nt
Organism: Dentiscutata heterogama
Lineage: Eukaryota; Fungi; Glomeromycota; Glomeromycetes; Diversisporales; Gigasporaceae
Source: the annotation of a GenBank genome assembly